GUAAAAUUUCAAAGAAAGCAUGAAAGCUUCUCAACCCUCACGUUCCCUAUUUAAGAAAGGACGAUGAAACGACGGAACCAUCCGGCUGGAAAUCCGAGUUAUCAGAACGAGGGAACCAUCUGGGAGUUGGCAUCAGCCGGCAGCAAAUCGAUUUGGAGGUAACUCUCCCAUCUAUCGGUUGGUUUGGCCAAAUAUGGCUUGCGGAAUCCUCCUUCUCUGGCAACCACCCGUUGCCUCUUUUCUUCUCUUCUCUCAUAUUGCAGGCACUGUAUCUUCCUUCCCUGCGGUUUAGCAAGAGAAAAAUGAGGGCCGUUUAGGAGUGGACUUACAACUAAGUCAGUAAAAUACUUGCAUACGGCCACCACGGGAACACCGGCACCGGAAAAGGGAAGUUAAAGAGAGAGAGAGAGAGAUUUGCACCCAUGGAUAGUUUGAAACAAUGUACUCUUAAGGGUGACAUAAAAACUCUGCAAGACCUAGUAAACGAAGAUGGACAAAUUUUAGACAGAGUUCUGGAGGACUGGGAGGAAACCCCUCUCCACAUAGCAGCCAGGAUGGGACAUGUUGAAUUUGCAAGGUUGGUGCUGCAGCUAAAGCCGGAAUUUUCUGCAGUCAAAGACCAGAACGGGCUCUACCCGCUGCACGUGGCCUCUGCACACGGCGAUGCAGAGAUUGCUAGAGAGAUCCUCCGGAAAGUUGGAGAGAACCGCAUGACAAUGGAUGUCAACAGCCUAUGCCUUCUCAAAGACAAAGAUGGCAAAAAUCCUCUACAUAUAGCAGCUCUCAGGGGCUCGAGAGAAGUGGCGGAGGUGAUCCUAGCCGCCAACCCCAGCUGCCUGCAGGAUGUGACUACCCAAGAAGAGACGGUCUUGCACUUGACUGUCUGCAAUAAUAGGGUGGAACUGCUGAAGUACUUCUUGGGUAAGAAAGAUAUAAGAAGCCUUGUUAACCGAAAGGACUGUCACGCAAAUUGGAGGAGAUCAAGGGAGGAGAUCAAGAACCGUUGAGGAGAACGUUGGAAUUGAGGAGAACGUUGAAAUUAUAUAAGGAAAUAAUAUUUUAAGAAAGACCCAAAUCUGCCUUCAUCUUCUUUGUACCGUUGCCUCAACGAGUGACUAUGGAACGCUUCCUAUUAUAUUGUAAUCUCAUAUAAAGAGCAAGUGUACCUUGAACAAAAACGAUAUAAUGAAAAACAGAGCUCCUCCUUCUUCUA
Molecule: messenger RNA, 1213 nt
Organism: Nymphaea colorata (pocket water lily)
Lineage: Eukaryota; Viridiplantae; Streptophyta; Magnoliopsida; Nymphaeales; Nymphaeaceae
Product: ankyrin repeat-containing protein BDA1-like
Exons: 2
Coding region: 423-1007 (194 amino acids)
Molecular function (GO): protein binding
Source: RefSeq, a predicted model, not a curated record